CUUUUAGUUAUGGUAUUAUUUUCUAUGGCAACACGAAGCUUAUCGAUGAACAAAUGAAAUACGGCAACGUCACGCUAGGAUUGAAGUUCGCCAAGUAAUUAUUUGGCGUUAUAAAAAUUAUAAUAGUUCUUAGAUUCUAACAAUAAAUUUUGAAUAAAAUGGCAGAUAAUAAAAGCCCUGAUGAUUUAUCGACCGCGAUCCUCCGUCGCAAGGACAGACCCAACCGUCUCAUUGUCGAAGAAGCAGUCAGCGAUGACAACUCAGUCGUGGCACUUUCACAGGCCAAAAUGGAGCAACUUCAACUCUUCCGUGGUGACACAGUCUUGCUCAAGGGCAAACGCCGCAAGGAAACCGUUUGCAUCGUGCUCUCAGACGAUAAUUGCCCUGAUGAGAAAAUUCGGAUGAACCGUGUUGUGAGAAACAACCUUCGUGUGCGUCUUUCUGAUGUGGUAUCCAUCGCUCCGUGUCCUUCAGUGAAAUAUGGAAAACGAGUCCACAUACUGCCAAUUGAUGAUUCAGUUGAGGGUCUUACUGGCAAUCUAUUCGAAGUAUACUUGAAGCCGUACUUCAUGGAGGCUUACCGUCCGAUCCAUCGUGACGACACCUUCAUGGUCCGCGGGGGCAUGCGCGCCGUCGAGUUCAAAGUGGUCGAAACAGAUCCAUCACCAUUUUGCAUCGUGGCUCCUGAUACCGUAAUACACUGUGACGGUGAACCGAUUAAACGUGAGGAAGAAGAGGAAGCACUAAAUGCUGUCGGCUAUGAUGACAUCGGCGGUUGUCGCAAACAACUGGCGCAAAUUAAGGAGAUGGUGGAGUUGCCACUGCGUCAUCCUUCACUGUUCAAGGCUAUUGGAGUGAAGCCUCCACGCGGCAUUCUCAUGUAUGGGCCGCCUGGUACCGGAAAAACACUCAUUGCUCGUGCUGUUGCUAAUGAAACAGGAGCUUUCUUCUUUUUAAUUAAUGGACCGGAGAUCAUGUCUAAGCUGGCGGGAGAAUCGGAGUCAAACCUCCGUAAGGCGUUUGAGGAAGCCGACAAGAACUCUCCGGCUAUUAUCUUCAUUGAUGAACUCGAUGCUAUUGCACCAAAGAGAGAGAAAACCCACGGUGAAGUGGAAAGACGUAUCGUUUCACAGUUAUUGACGCUUAUGGAUGGCAUGAAGAAGUCGUCCCACGUGAUCGUGAUGGCGGCCACGAACCGGCCGAACUCCAUCGACCCGGCGCUGCGGCGCUUCGGGCGGUUCGACCGCGAGAUCGACAUCGGCAUCCCCGACGCGACCGGCCGCCUCGAGAUCCUGCGCAUACACACCAAGAACAUGAAGCUAGGAGACGACGUCGAUCUAGAACAGAUCGCAGCAGAGUCUCACGGUCACGUGGGCGCUGAUCUCGCGUCUCUGUGCUCGGAGGCAGCCUUGCAGCAGAUUCGUGAGAAGAUGGAUCUCAUUGACCUCGAGGACGAUCAGAUUGACGCAGAGGUUCUCAAUUCUCUGGCUGUCUCCAUGGAUAACUUCCGGUACGCAAUGACGAAAUCGUCUCCGUCGGCGUUACGUGAGACAGUGGUGGAAGUUCCCAACGUGACGUGGACCGACAUCGGCGGGCUGGAGGGAGUGAAGCGUGAACUCCAAGAACUCGUGCAGUAUCCGGUCGAACAUCCCGACAAAUUCCUGAAGUUCGGCAUGCAGCCUUCGCGCGGUGUUCUCUUCUACGGACCUCCUGGUUGUGGUAAAACUUUGCUGGCAAAGGCCAUCGCCAACGAGUGUCAGGCUAACUUUAUAUCAGUGAAGGGACCAGAGCUGCUCACCAUGUGGUUCGGCGAGUCCGAGGCGAACGUACGCGACAUCUUCGACAAGGCUCGAUCGGCAUCUCCGUGCGUGUUGUUCUUCGACGAGCUGGACUCCAUCGCCAAGUCGCGCGGCGGCUCCGUGUCGGACGCGGGCGGGGCGGCGGACCGCGUCAUCAACCAGAUCCUCACCGAGAUGGACGGCAUGGGCGCCAAGAAGAACGUCUUCAUCAUCGGUGCCACAAACAGACCGGACAUCAUCGACCCGGCCAUCCUGCGUCCCGGCCGUCUGGACCAGCUCAUCUACAUCCCGCUGCCGGACGAGAAGUCCCGCGAGGCCAUCCUGCGCGCCAACCUUCGCAAAUCGCCUAUCGCUAAGGACGUUGACUUGUCUUACAUCGCCAAGGUGACGCAAGGCUUCAGUGGCGCUGACCUGACGGAGAUAUGCCAGCGAGCCUGCAAGCUGGCCAUUCGCCAGGCCAUCGAGGCGGAGAUCCAUCGCGAGAGGAGUCGCCAGCAGCAAGCCGCCGCUGCCGUUAUGGACAUGGACGAGGAAGACCCCGUUCCGGAGAUUAGCCGCGCUCACUUCGAGGAGGCGAUGAAGUUCGCGCGCCGCUCCGUGUCCGACAACGACAUCCGCAAGUACGAGAUGUUCGCGCAGACCCUGCAGCAGAGCCGCGGCUUCGGAACCAACUUCAGGUACCUGCCGCACUGUACUGUAAUAGUUCUAAAGGACGUGCCAACUUUAGGUACCUACCGCACUACAGUAAUACUCCUAAGGGACAUGCCAACUUCAGGUACGUACCGUACUACUGUAAUACUUUUAAGGUACGUGCCAACUUCAGGUACGUACCGCACUACUGUAAUACUUCUAAGGGACGUGCCAACUUCAGGUACAUACCGCCUACUGUAAUACUUCUAAGGGACGUGCCAACUUCUGGUACAUACCGCCUACUGUAAUACUUCUAAGGGACGUGCCAACUUCAGGUACAUACAGCACUACUGUAUUACUUCUAAGGGACGUGCCAACUUCUGGUACAUACCGCACUACUGUAAUACUUCUAAGGGACGUGCCAACUUCAGGUACCUACCCCACUACUGUAAUACGUCUGGAUGGACUGUGGGGUUUAUUUCAUUUCAAGACUGACCCAAUAUCUCAAGAUCAACAAUGUUAAUUAAUUUAGACACCAGCGGGCUAGUUAUUUAGAUUAUUUUAAUUCGUUUCAGAUUCCCAACAAACGCGGGAGCUACAGGGGGCACGGGUACUUCAGCGGGCGACCAGCCCACGUUCCAGGAGGAGGGGGGUGACGACGACCUGUACAGCUAAACUGUGUCUCGCUCGCGACCUCGGGGCAUCUCCACCAUCUCGAUAGACCAGAACUAACGUCCUGUCUGUUUGUCCUGCGUGUCGCCCCACCACACCAACAUGGCGCCUGGCCCCGGCCGGUUCACGUAUGCGAUAGUGACGCAGACAUCGGACGUGUAGUUCUAAACAUACGGCGGCGUCGCGACUAGAUAUAUAUAUAUAUAGUUUUAAAUAAAAGAAAAGAAAAAAAUACAAAACCGGCGCGCGAGUCUGACUGCGCGUCGCAGUCUCAUAAAAUUCACGUGUCUAAUGUAAAUUUAAUUUAUAGUUAAUCAUUCUCCACUCGUUUAGUUAUUGAUGUUUGUGUAAUGUAUGGCCCGAACUAGUGGCUCGUAAGUUCAUAUUGUAUGUUGUCGGGUAGCUGCUAUACUUACUGUAUCUGCGCCCGGUCCUCGGUAACGUUGCCGACUUCACGAUGUUCAGUGAUUUUAAUUAAAGGUUUUUUAUAGACUAAA
Molecule: messenger RNA, 3598 nt
Organism: Bombyx mori (domestic silkworm)
Lineage: Eukaryota; Metazoa; Arthropoda; Insecta; Lepidoptera; Bombycidae
Gene: TER94
Product: transitional endoplasmic reticulum ATPase TER94
Exons: 14
Coding region: 159-2690 (843 amino acids)
Biological process (GO): retrograde protein transport, ER to cytosol; autophagosome maturation; mitotic spindle disassembly
Cellular component (GO): VCP-NPL4-UFD1 AAA ATPase complex; nucleus; cytosol
Molecular function (GO): ATP binding; polyubiquitin modification-dependent protein binding; ATP hydrolysis activity
Source: RefSeq, a predicted model, not a curated record